AAAAAUCUCAUAUUUCAUGACAUGGAAUUAUAAAUUCUCUAAAAACAGGGUUUACCCCGAAACUUAAUGUAUUGAGAUAUAUUCCCGAAUUGUUUCGUCUAUGUAAUGCAUUAGUGUGAAUAUCAUGUCAUACCUGAAACAUGAAAAGUGAAAGCUAUGACGCACUUUAAAAAUACUGUUGUCAUAAGUAAGCUUGUUUAUUUUACUACGGCCGACUUAAUCUUAUAGUCGGGUUAACAAUUAUAAGUCUAUUAAGGUCAUAAGUGUUAAAAGACUGCUACAUUAUUAAUUUCUUCUUUUUGCCAACCAGUCAAACCACAAAUCAAAGGACUUCCCUUUUUAUUGUCUGAUGUCAAUGAGUAAUACUUUUGUCCCAGUUACUGCAGGUUUAGUCUUUGUCCACGAGAGGGCAGUCUUUAUCAGCUCCAAUCAGAAAGUUGUAGUUGAAAAAAGUGAAACCAGUCGAACAACCCCCUUAUUUACUGUAAAUGUGUGUGUUUUUAAGUGAGUGUAGCAUUCGUGCUGCAUCAUCAGAGAGCCAUCAGCACACAUGUGUAGGCAGUGAAUUGAGACCGACUGGUGUUUUUUUCAAAUUACUGUAUAAUUAUUUUUAAUUCACAGACUGGUGACUUAUCAUAGAUGGUCCCUUUAAAGCUAGCUCUAGUGUUACAUUCAAAUGCAGGCAAAUGCCGGUUUGGUUGCCAUGCCUUCAGUUUCAUUUCGGUGCCAGUAUAUGUGGAGUUGAAUCACAGGUGCUUUUUGAACCUGUUUGUUUAGGGAAAUCACUGCAGCGCUUCCACCAGCCUUCACCUCCUCCAGCAUCCAACGGACUUUAACUGACACAAACAAAGGCGCAUGGUGAUGCACAGCAGAGUUCCUCAUUUCAAGGUCAAUAAGUCAUCAAUUGCAGUCCUCACAUGCCUGGACUGUAACCAGACCAUGAAGGAUUGUGGAUUCUCUGAGAAAGAAAAUGAGUUUCGGGGCGAGCUGGUGAACCAGCGGUGGACUAGAGGAGAGAGGACCAGCAGCCGCUGCCAGGCCUCCCAGAGACUGCAGAGCCGUCGACCAAUCAUGAUGAGUAUAGAGACUGAUGACAAGCGGACUCGCACGCGGUCCAAGGGAAUCAGAGUUCCUAUCGAGCUGGUAGGACAAGAACUGAGCUGCCCCACCCCUGGAUGCAAUGGCUCCGGCCAUAUCUGUGGGAGAUACUCACGACACAGAAGUGUUCUGGGCUGCCCUGUAGCUAGAAAGCGUCGGCUGGAGGAAACAGAGACCGAUCAGGAGCAAGAAAGACCAGCCUCCAAGAGGAAGUCUUACCCUCUAAAACUGGCCCUGGACGAGGGCUUCAGUGCAGAAAGCGACGCCAGCAGCGAAGCAGAAGGCGAGGUAGAAAAGGAUGGAGAGAAAGAAGGAGAGGCCAAAGAGGUGGAGCAGGAGGAGCAGCUUGAUGUGGACCAGAAGGAAGAAGAGGAGGACAAGAUGAUAGUGGAAGCAGCAGAGGAAAAAGAAGAAAUGGCAGAAAGCUUCGUGCAAGAUGGACAGACCAAUGGCGAGGAAGUGGAGGUGCUGAGUCCACAGUUUGAAGACCAGGAGACGAAAGGAAAAGACGCAUAUCAUGAUGACAAGACUGCAUACACAACUGAUAAAGAUGAAGAGGAAGAGGAGGAGGAGUGUGUGAUCAUUGAGCAUGAGCUCACUGCAGCUCCUGCACCUGCAUCUCAGGAUUCUCCUGCUGUUCCAAAGAACACUGUAGAUUUGGAUAACUCUCUCCACCACAACCAACACACUUCUGAUGACAGUGCUCCCAGUUUAACCUCGCAGAGGCCUGUUGCCAUGGAGAUGGGAAACGAUGUCAGUGUGCCCGAAGAUGUAAAAGAGGAGCCAGAGGAGGACAUGAUUAAGGAGGCACAGAGGGAGACAACACACGGAGUUCAAGUGCUGCAAGAGUCAUUAACUGUGAAGAAGGAGGAGAUGGCUGAAGUUGAGAGAGCUGAAGUUGAGGAGGAGCAGGAGCAGGAGCCUGGAGAGUAUGGGGACGGGAGCAACCACAUGAGCCAGGUGAACCGCCAGUAUCAGAACACGCACCGUCUGAAAGAUGAGGAGGACCACAGGGACCACGCUCCGCCCAACACUGAUGUGCCAACUGCCGUCCGCACCAUCACCAGCAUCGCAGCAGCUCAGGGAACACACAUUAAGACUGAAGACCACAGGGAGGACUUUAGUGCACACAGGGCCUCUCCUCUGGACAUAUGUGAAUCUGACAGACACAGCCCUCCUCAGAACUACAGGGCCAGCCCUCCUUCAAGCUACAGCUCCCACAGGGCCAGUCCGCUGGAGGAGUACUUUCCCAAUGCCAGAGCUGAGAACUAUAAAAUCCACCAAGCCUCUUCCUCAGCCUCUCCAGACAUUAUUGAGGUGGGAUCGGACAGGUCAAACAAUAAGGACUUCGAUGAUGUGGAUGGAGACGACGAACGUGAUGAUGAAGACAGCCUGUCGCAGCGGUCCACGGUGACAGAUGAGUCUGAGAUGUUCGACAUGUCCAGAGGAAACCUGGGUCUACUGGAGCAGGCCAUUGCUCUGAAGGCAGAGCAGGUGAAGUCAGCUGGACCCAGGGAGCUUCUCCGAGCACCAGAUAUCCACCACCAGCUUUACUUCACCAUGGAGGACAGACCCAAACAUCUGGAUAUCCUACGCAAGAGCUACUUUGGCAAAGAGGGAAGCAGGCCCGAGAAGAGAGAGAUCAAGUGUCCCACUCCAGGGUGUGAUGGGACAGGUCACGUGACCGGCCUUUACCCCCACCACCGCAGCCUGUCAGGCUGUCCGCACAAGGACAGGAUCCCCCCGGAGAUUCUGGCCAUGCAUGAGAAUGUGCUGAAGUGCCCGACUCCUGGCUGCACUGGUCAGGGCCAUGUUAACAGCAACCGUAACACACACCGCAGUCUCUCCGGAUGCCCCAUCGCUGCUGCAGAAAAGCUGUCGAAGAGCCACGAUAAGCAGCUCCUCUGUCAACCAGGCACCGAGCACCUGAAAGGAAGUCCCAAUGACAGAGUCUUGAGGCCCAUGUGUUUUGUGAAGCAGCUAGAGGUGCCCCAGUACGGCAGCUACAGGCCCAACAUGGCACCUGCCACACCUCGUGCCCACCCGGCCAAGGAGCUGGAGAAGUACUCGAAGGUCAACUUCGAUUAUGCAAGCUUUGAUGCUCAAGUGUUCGGGAGGCGCAUGCUUGCUCCAAAGAUUCCCACCAGCGAAACCUCACCCAAAGCCUUCAAAACUAAGCCCUCAUUUCCCAAGUCCCCAUCGCCCAACCUGAGUCUCCAUGCUUAUGGAAAGAGCUCCACCUUAGCCUACGACUACUCCCAUGAUGCCGAGGCAGCUCACAUGGCUGCCACCGCCAUCCUCAACCUGUCCACGAGGUGCUGGGAGAAACCUGAGAACCUGAGCACCAAACCCCAAAACAAGGAAAUGGACAUUGAGGUGGAUGAAAAUGGAACCCUGGACCUUAGCAUGAAGAAAUCGUUUAAAAGAGAGGGAAGUCUGUCCGCCACCAGUCCUGGCGUUAGGUCCCCGGAUCCUUCUUCCUCUUCGUCAUCCUCUCUGCAUCACGGCGGUAACAGCGGGAUGACAUCACCAAACGUUCACGCCUACAAGCAGGAAGACUGGGAGGGACCUCUGGACUACACUAAACCCAACCGCCAAAGGGAAGAGGAAGUGGACGAGAUGGACCACAUGGGCCAGUCCUAUGUCUCCUCUAAUCCAGAAGACUGUGACAUGAUGCAGGAUUGUCUGGAAGACAGGAAAUACCCGGGCGAGGUCACCACCCCAAACUUCAAGAUCAAGUUCCAACCCAAGGACGCAAAGAAGGACCUACUGGCGUGCCCUACACCUGGUUGUGACGGCAGCGGCCACAUCACUGGAAACUACGCGUCCCAUCGCAGUCUGUCUGGGUGUCCUCUCGCUGAUAAGAGCCUUCGGUCCCUCAUGGCGGCCAACACCCCUGAACUCAAAUGCCCUACUCCGGGAUGUGACGGAUCAGGUCACAUCACAGGAAACUACGCCUCUCACAGAAGUCUCUCUGGGUGCCCGCGUGCCAAGAAAAGUGGAAUUAAAACUCCUACCAAGGACAACCAGGAGGACUCGGAGCUUUUAAACAGAUGCCCAGUUCCGGGCUGUGACAGUCUGGGCCACAUAAGCGGCAAGUAUGCUACGCACCGCAGCGCCUACGGGUGUCCACUGGCCGCCCGCAGACAGAAAGAAGGCCUACUGAACGGUACGCCCUUCAACUGGAAGGCCUUUAAGACAGAGGGGCCCACCUGCCCCACCCCAGGCUGCGAUGGCUCUGGACACGCCAACGGAAGUUUCCUCACACACCGCAGCCUCUCAGGAUGCCCCAGAGCCUUGUUUGCCAAAAAGAAGUUAAAGUUUCCCUCAGAGGACUACCUGAGCAACAAGUUCAGAGCUGGUGAUGUUCUGGACAACGAUGAUGACAUCAAGCAACUCAACAAAGAGAUCAACGACCUCAACGAAUCCAACAAUGAAAUGGAGGCUGAUAUGGUCAACCUGCAAACUCAGCAGAUCUCAUCCAUGGAAAAGAACCUGAAGAACAUUGAGCACGAGAACAAGAUGAUCGAGGAACAGAACGAGGCUCUCUUCAUGGAGCUGUCCGGUCUCAGCCGUGCCCUCAUCCGCAGCCUGGCCAACAUUCGUCUGCCACACAUGCAGGAGCCAAUCACCGAGCAGAACUUUGACAGCUACGUGAGCACCCUGACCGACAUGUACACCAACAAGGACUGCUUCCAGAGCCCAGAGAACAAGGCUCUGUUGGAGAGCAUCAACAAAGCUGUGAAGGGCAUCAAGGUCUGAGGCUGAACAUGUACACACACUUGAAGAAAAGAACUUGACCGGAAGGCAAGAGUGUGAUGAGGAGACAAGAAACUUUGACUACAAUACAAUGAAGUUGAAAAACAAAAAAGGGAAUUCAGGUUUAUCUUAAUAAAUGGCAACUUAAAUAUGAAAAAAAAAAAUUACCCAGGGAGCACUCUGUUUGAAGAAAAAUGACGCGGACCAAAAUCCACACCAUACUGCUGCUGGGGUUUGAGGAGGACAAAACUGAACCUUCAGUCAGGAUGGAUGGAGAAGAAGAAUGAUGUUACAACUAAAACUGUAUCCUGGAAAGGGUCGAAUACGCUGUAUGUUUACCUGUGGUCUCUUUUGUGUCCUUACCUGCUUUUGGAAACGGGAACUGUCGCACGCCUCAUCCUUUUUCCCCGCACUUCAACCCAAACACAGCGGAGCACAAACGCUCUAAAGUCUGCAGCUCCACAAGAAGAAACCACCACAGCAAUAUAACGAA
This is a messenger RNA of Cynoglossus semilaevis (tongue sole), 5350 nucleotides long. RefSeq names its product myelin transcription factor 1. Lineage: Eukaryota; Metazoa; Chordata; Actinopteri; Pleuronectiformes; Cynoglossidae. Gene Ontology annotation, biological process: regulation of transcription by RNA polymerase II. The coding region runs from base 856 to 4860 and encodes 1334 amino acids. Gene Ontology annotation, molecular function: DNA-binding transcription factor activity, RNA polymerase II-specific; zinc ion binding; RNA polymerase II cis-regulatory region sequence-specific DNA binding. The transcript is spliced from 24 exons. Gene Ontology annotation, cellular component: nucleus. The record is from RefSeq and is a predicted model, not a curated record.